Panicum virgatum (switchgrass) is the source of this 5043-nucleotide messenger RNA. RefSeq lists its product as uncharacterized. The record is from RefSeq and is a predicted model, not a curated record. Bases 418 to 4467 code for a protein of 1349 amino acids. The transcript has 4 exons. NCBI's taxonomy places the organism in Eukaryota, Viridiplantae, Streptophyta, Magnoliopsida, Poales, Poaceae.
AUAUUAUGAAAGAUCGUCGGUCACGAGGACCUCCCACUCUCGUUCUCCCCUCCCCCUGCGAGGGGAGAGGGGGGAAAAGAAGGAAAAAAACAUCGAACUGAAACGCUGCUUCAGAUCAGAUCAGAUCAGAUCCUCCAGCGCGCAAACAGACGCUUUCCGAGCGCGGAGCGCCGAUCCACGAGUACACGACACGGAAGCCGAGCACGGGCACACUCCCCCUCCUGACCUCCUCCCAGCUCGCCCCCCGCCCGCAUCUAUCCCUCCAUCUCUCUCGCCUUGCCAUCUCCGGAGCUGCUCUCAACUCACCUCACCACGCGCUCGCCCUCGCCCCCACCCCGGUCCUCGUCCCCGUCCCCUGCUCGCCCGGCGCUCGCGCAGAUUCCGCCGUCCGGGGAGCGGCGUUGAGGCCUUGCUCCGAUGAGCUCGGGGGCCGUGGCGGCCUCAGAUCCGGGGGGUGGCGAGCCGAAGCUGGUGCCGGGCGCUGACGUGGCGAUGACCGAAGCAGAUGGCGUGGUGGCUGCGCCUGCCGCCGAGGUGAAGGGAGAGGGGAAGGCUGCAGUGGCGUCGGAUGAUGGCUGGGAAGGGGGAGAUGCGGCGGCUGCCGCGUUGAGCGACCCGCUUUAUGCGACGGAGUCGGCUGGUAUGGUUGUUGUAGAAGGGCCCGGAGUUGAGCCAGUGGAGGAGGGGGUGAACGGUGGCGAGGAUGGGAGGCUGGAAGCUGGAGCUGGAAGUCUGCAGAAUGAGACGGAGGGGAAGCCGGUUCGGGUGGGAGAUGUAGCUGCUGAUGCUGGUCAAGAGGCGGAAGCAGCUAGUUAUGCUGCUUCCAAACAUGAGGAAGCUGAAUCCAAUGAACCUGAAGAAAAUCAUAUAAACGCCGAGCAUGGGACAGAGAAUAUUGAAAUUGAUUAUGGUGUAGCACAUUCUGGUAAGGAAAUACAGAACAACGUGCCUGGUGAGGUCGAGGGAAGCUCCAAGAUCCAUGAGGAUGAUGGAGCACCUGCAGGUGGCCAACCGGACGAUGGAUCUGUAAUGCUGCAGCAAGCUGGGGAGCAGUUUCCUGACAGUGGAAAUGGUCCAAAUAGUAACGAGGAUGAUUCUAGUCUAGGAAAUGUUAUUCAGGGUGCUAGAUACAGCCUGCCUCCUCUUGAUAAAGGCAGUUUUCAAGUUGCCGAUCUCGUCUGGGGCAAAGUAAAAAGUCAUCCUUGGUGGCCUGGUGAAAUUUUUGAUCCAUCAGAUGCAUCUGAAUUGGCGCUGAAGCACCAGAAAAAGGGGAGCCACUUGGUAGCUUAUUUUGGUGACAAUACUUUUGCAUGGUGCGAUGAAUCCCAGUUGAAGCCUUUCGUAUCAAAUUAUUCACACAUGGAGAACCAGAGCAGUUCAGAUGCCUUUGUCGGGUCAGUUAAUAAUGCCCUCGAAGAACUUUCAAGGCGGAUACUGUCAGGUAUGAGCUGCUCUUGUUUGCCAGAAGAGCUUGCUGAUAAUGGCAUGUCCUACACAGUUGAUAAUGCUGGCCUCAAGGAAGGAGUUACUUGCUCUGCAGUUAAUCGGCCUGAGAUCAUAAAGUGUUUUAAUCCAGAAAACCUUCUCCAUUACAUUAAGGAUUUAGCUCUAUUUCCUGGCCAAGGAGGUGAUCUGCUGGAGUUAGUGAUAGCUUGUUCUCAACUUACUUCGUUCUAUCGAUCAAAGGGAUGUCCUGAACUUGCAUCAUUUCAAACUGGUGAUGCUUGGGUUGAGGAUGGGCUGGGGAUGGAUGGCACGGACACUUCAGCCACCCAGAAUGCAAUGGUCGAGGAAGUUGUGGUUAAUGAAGUGCAUCCUACUCAAGAUAAGCCAAAAAGAGGGAGGGGGAGACCUCGGAAACAAAAACCUGUGGAUGACCAGGUGGUCAUGGAGAAAAAGAACACGUCUAAUCGAGCCAAUGAUACUAGCUAUGAUGAGAAACAAAUGCUUAUGGAUUUUGAUGAUCUUGACAACUUACAAAACAAGAAGAAAAGAAACUUUGAAUCAUUUGAAGAUUCAGAGAAGGUAUCAGCUCCAACUGGUGGUGGUAGUUCUUUCAAGAUUGGUGAGUGCAUUCGGCGAGCUGCAAGCCAGCUGACAGGAUCAUCCAUUGUGAAGGCUCAGAAUGAAUCAACAGGCUAUAAGAAUGUUGCUGAAACAGAGAAUGGGGAAUUUGAUAUCUCUAGUGAUGACGCAGUUGAUGAACUUACUGUGGAGAAGCGAGCAAAAAGGAGGCGCUUGCACAGAAAUCACACUGCUGACCCCAAGGAAUUACUAUCACAGCUAUGCUCGGUUGCAACAGAGCCAAUGAGUGGGUAUAGUUUCUCGGCAAUGAUAAUCAGUUACUUCAAUGAUUACCGAAACUAUAUUGUUUCUACUACUACUGAAGCAAACAUUGUUGAAAAAGGUACAUCAAGGAGGGGUAGAAAGAGAAAAGAGGUUUUACCUUCUCCUGAAGUAGAGACAACAGAUCAUAUGCAAGACUCUUAUUGGUCUGGAUUGAGCUUGCAUAAUCACCCAAUUCAUGACCUCAGAAAAGAUGGUCCUUCAACAAGGCCAAGACGUAGGCGGAGAUCUUCAAGACAUACAUAUGUACCUUUGUCGGAACUUGGAGAUUCAGUUCCUAAGAAGCAGAUACAAGUGAUGGAAAGGUCAAUCAUCCAUGUCGAUGAGAAGAUGGUUGACGAGUUGAAGCCCACUGCACUUGUUUUGAGCUUUGGCAGGUCAGCUUCUAUUCCUUCAGAAUUGUAUCUCAUUAAGAUGUUCAGGCGCUAUGGGCCUCUGAAAGAAGCGGAGACAGAAGUAGACAAGGACACAAAUACUGUUAAAGUUGUCUUUAAGAAACGUAUAGAUGCUGAAAGGGCUUUUGGUGUUGCUGGCAAGUAUGGCACUUUUGGACCUUCGCUUCGAAGCUACCGUCUUGUGAAUAUGCCAUUCUCUCUAAAGACAUUAUCAACAAAUAAUCCUGUGAAACACCCUGAAGAUCAUGGCACAGAGAUUCCUGGUUCGAGUACGUCUGAAACUCCUAAGGAUGACAUGGAAGUUGAUCAGGUGCACAAAACAGAGGAAGCAGAAGUUGCGGGAGAACUUUCUGUUGAACAAGCGGAGACCGUGAAGCAAACAUCUCUAGUGGAAUCUUCAGACGCUACAUUCACCAAUCAAGUUGUGGAUGAGAGAACUGGAAAGAUGGAUACUGAGCUGAUUGGCCAUUUUAAUCAAAUUGGAACAGAGGCACAUGCUGCAUCUGUACCUGAAGGUUCAUCUGAGCAAGUUGGCAAUGCUGAACAAGCUUACACUCAGGAGUCAGCUCAAGAUGUUUCAGAAGAUAUGCAAAUGGAUGUUGUAGCUGAAGCCCCCAAACAGGAUCACAUUUCUGGAGAUAGUACUGUAUUCGAAGCAAUCACUGAAGCACCAGGUGCUGCAGAAGUUCGUGAGUUUGGUACUGCUAAUGAAGUUCCAGAAGAGCGCAUGGUACCUCCUGUGUUACAAAGUCAAACCUCCUGUGAAAAUGUGGAACAAGAUGCAACUGAGCAAAAAGUGGGAUCUGAAGUUCCAAAGUUGGAAGCUGAAACAUUUGCUGCAGAACCUGUUGUACCAAGUACAAUCGAGCAAGAAGUUGAGGUGGAAUCCAAAACUACCGCUGAAGUAUCUGGCGAACAAGUCUACAGUAUUGAGCAAACUGUUCAAGUGGAAGCUGUGACUGAAGCAUCAGGUGAACAACUUGAGGUGGGAAGACAAACUCCAGAAGAUGAAUCUAUGGCUGAUGCAACCACUGAGCACUCUACGAUCAUGGUUGAGGAAACUGUGGAGGCAAACGCAGUAGCAGUCAAGUUGAAUAUAGAAAAUAAUAAUGUUUCUGCCAUAGGAGUAGCCGAGGAGACUGGUGAAGGUGAAAUUGAGGAAGCAUCAGUGGAGAAGGGGGAAAUAGAAAAUAAAGCUGCUGCUGAAACACAAGCUGGGGAGACCAGAGAAGGCGAAAUUACAGUUGAGGCACCAGAUGGGAAAGCAGAAAAUGAGACUAUUGCUGAAACAAUAAGUGGGGAGACAGCUGAAGUACCGCUUGGAGAAGCUAGAACAGCUGAGGAAGUGAUAGAGGAUGUUAAGGAGCUGGGUAUUACAUCAACUCAGAAACCUGUAGAGGAUGCCAUGGUUAUAACACUAGAUGAGAGGACUACAGUCGGUAAGACUCUUGAGGAUGCCAAGGUUGAGCAACCGAAUGAGAAAACUACCACAGCUGAGACAACUGUGGAUGAUGCCAUGGUUGAGCCACCAGAUACAAAUGCCUCUGAGGCUGAAAAAACUGCGGAGAGUGCCACACUUCAAGCACCAGAUGAGAAAGGUACAGCUGCGGAGACUGCCACACUUCAAGCACCAGAUGAGAAAGGUACAGCAGCAGAGAAGACUAUAGAGGAUACCACGGAUACCACGGUUGAGGCACAACAUGUACAAGCAGGUGCUAGCGAGUAAGCCAGCUAGGGUAUGUUGCAUCCCUGUCAGCUUCUGUUGAUAUCGAUGUAGACUGCUCUACUGAUUCUCAUCUGGACGAUGUGGUCUGUAUAGAAAAAUGGGAACCCGCUUUAGCAUCAGAAUGCUAUUAGGUAUUAGUUACUAGGGCAUCUAAAUCUUUGCCCCUUCUCGUAUGAACUCUAGUUAUAUUGGAUGACGCGAAUGUGCCAGUUUGUCAUAAACAGAGUUUCUUCCUGUACUUUUGUUCAGCGCUCAGGUGAUCAGCGACUGAGUGAAGACCAUCAGAUCAGAUCGGAGAAGCCAUGUUCAUUCCUACGUUUCACGGUCAGGAUUGGGAGUCUUUGGGCAUUCUACUGGAAUCCGAUGAUUCUUGUACCUUUGUCAUUUGUAACCUAACUGUGUUCUGGAACCCUUUAUCUUACCCGUAGAAUCUUUUAGGCGAAUUCUGUCUUCUCAUUGGUUGAUCAUCGAAUUUUCAGUAUUUUUUUUUUGGUAUUCAGGGGUAGGGAUGUAAAUGGUACGGAUAUUUUCCGACGGUAUUCGAAUUCGAUCCAAUUUGGAAGGGUCUUUAUCCGU